Messenger RNA from Periconia digitata, 2931 nucleotides. The record is from the annotation of a GenBank genome assembly. Lineage: Eukaryota; Fungi; Ascomycota; Dothideomycetes; Pleosporales; Periconiaceae.
UCAUCCAGGAUGUCGCUCGAGAGAUCUGAUCUCGUUGCUCACUUCCGGCUCGAUGCCCGAAUCUACGAUGAUUACACGGUGAUGAUGAAGAAUGUGCCUGGCAAACGAAACACCAAGAGGGAAGAGAAGUGGGUGAGAUCAAACAAGAGACCAUUCGCAGGCGGCGGUUUCGGAAAAGUCUGGCUCGAACACGAAGAGGCAAACCCUAAGAACGUUCGAGCCGUCAAGGUCAUUACCAAACCACAGUCUCAACAAUGGUUUCAAAUCGAAUAUGAGCAGGAGCUGUAUGCUUUAGCGGCCUUGUCAAAGCAUCAAGAUUCUUUCUGUGAAUUCCAGGGAUGGUGGGAUGAUGACUUCGAUGUUUUCCUGGCAAUGGAAUACUUCCCACACCGUGAUUUGACGAACUGUAUCAAAGCCGAACUACCCGAAAGCGAAGUCAAAGAUAUCACGACACAGAUUCUCGAGGCGCUAGCGAUACUGCACCGGAUGGGCAUCACGCAUCGUGAUUUGAAACCGCAAAAUAUACUUGUCGUGGAGCCAGGGCCCUCGUGGUGGAUCAAAAUUGGUGACUUUGGGAUCAGCAAGCGGAUCGGCCAAGGGUCUGCGUUGUACACAAGACAGAUUGGCACCAUCGCUUAUAUGGCUCCAGAGGUCCUUGAUGAAGACUCCGACGAUGCGUAUACCAAUGCUGUUGAUAUAUGGGCAGUGGGCUGUAUCGCCUAUUCCCUUCUCACUUUCAAUAACAUAUUCACGGACAGGAAAGCAAUCCGCCGAUAUGCGAAAGGAGAUAUGAACCUCGAUGCGGCAUGGCAGCAACUGAACGCUAAGAAGGCUUCCCCGAUGUGUAUCGAUUUCCUGAAGACUCUUCUGUCGCCCAUAGCAGACUCUCGUCCUUCAGCUGCGAGAGCUUUACAAAGCACUUGGAUCAAAUCACAGCUACCAGCAGAUACCAAGCCUGCUUUCAGUAGCACCAUGGGAGAAACCACGAACACUGGACCAACCACAUCCCCAUUCGGAUCCCAGAAUCCAUUCAAGCAAGCGUCAUGUGUCACUGUAGUGGAUGGUGGUGACACAAUCGGGUCUCAAUACACUUCUGUUACUACGAAGUCGGAUGAUUCGUUCUCGAGAGUCACACAAGUGAGAGCUUCGAAUAGCGGAUCUCAGUCGUCUAUUCCACCUCCCUUUCAAUCGAGUACCAUUGUACCUCCUGGUAUUGGUGGGGGUAACAGCCAGGGCUGUAAUGCAAGAUGCAAGUGUGCCAUCUGCCUGAGCUGCUCUUGGACUGUGAUGCCAGACAGCACACGGAGCGAACAAGUAAUGCAUACUUGUGAUAACGGGUGCUUCGGAACCCAACCAAUUUGUAUAGACUGUCUAAGACAAAUCGACGGAGGGAUUUACGUAUGCCCGCGCUGUAGAGAAGUACCAGAGGAAACCUACACACGCAAAGGUCAUAAGCCAUCUGGUUUAUCUGCCGGCAACAGUGUGCAAAAUACAAAACCCAAAAGUCCAGCACCACCACCGGUACCACCCCGUAUUUCGCCAAAUGUUCAGCAGCCGCAGACUACUGUCAAGACUGAGCAGCCUCAGGCCAAACCCAAAGUUUCCGAGACGGCACAAGCCAAAGCUCCCGUUAAUACUCCCAUUUCUCCGCCUACAAUACAGCCGGCCUCGCUUUCCCAACAGCCGACUCUGGUAAACCCGCCAGCGCCAGCACCACCAAGGCAGGGGAUACAGCCUGAGGAUUUGUUUGAACUUUUCGAGACAGCGCUGAGCUUCGAGAAGUGUUGUGCAUGCAAGCAGCCUACGGGCGAUGAAUAUUGGUCAUGUAAUGACUGCCUUGCCAAGAAAAACCGACCAUAUCAAACCUGUCUGUCAUGCAUGCCGCUCAUUACGGGCCGGCUCGUUGGUUCGCACUGGAAAAGCAUCUGCCCUGGGUGCCUGAGUGGGGACUGCUACUUGACUGAAAAGUCGAGUGCCUCUUCGGCACCAACCACAUCGCCGCUUUCUUCACUGCUGACUACCCGAUGCACCGACACUUGCAAAUGCGAUAAAUGUGGAACCUGCGCAUUAACUCUGCCUUCCCAUUGGAAGUGCAGGCUUUGCGACCGACCCCGAUGCAUCACAUGCGCUGGACCGUCAAAACCAAUUCCUUGGUGUACAAACAGUCUCUGCCGGUCCGAGAUGAUGGUGCCGGCCGAGCGUAAUAAACUGGAAGUUUUGGCGCCGCCACUCGCGACAAAUCUGAUUAAUCUGUUCAGACAAAAACCGUUACGCAUCGCGUGUAUUACGUUGGGCUGUUCCUGCGACCAGUGCGGGGAGUGUUCUAGAACCCAUUACACAUAUAUGUGUGUGGCGUGUACACCGACGGGAUAUACGACGUCAAGACACAUUUGCCAGAAUUGCAUUGGUCAGCCGUUGAGGCUUGACGUAAGAGAACAGCCCACAUGUCCAUACUGUAUGGGAGUACGCUUCAGGGUUUACGAACCAAAGCAGAAAGGGCUUCUGUUCUGAUUAAUUAAAUGCAGCAUUUUUGGACUUGCUAUUGCGGCCUGAAGAUUUCCUUUGGUGUCUUGUUUAGUCUCAUAUCUCUUGCUGGGCAUUGUAAUUGACUGUACAUGUGGUCUAUUAUUUCUGAAACUAUGUAAACAUCCUGCGUUGUGGCAUCAUCAAUACCCUCGAUGGUAUUAGAUGCGGAUGAAGCAUGGCGGUCAGAUAUACUCAGUCUAUUCGGGCUGUCCUACUGAAUGUCCGAGACCUUAGGAUGUGGCAUUAAAUACAAUUUUCUAUAUUUCACACGAUAUGCACAUGACAUGCGAUGCUGCAAAACCGUUAUUACAGGAUGUAGUCGUCUAGAGGGAGCGCAUUUAUACACAAUCACGCGAUCAAGGUCGUUCAUUGCACACGUGGCAGUAAUUGUAUACAUACUUGCAU